Myotis brandtii (Brandt's bat) is the source of this 2565-nucleotide messenger RNA. RefSeq names its product protocadherin beta-5. The transcript is spliced from 2 exons. Gene Ontology annotation, molecular function: calcium ion binding. Lineage: Eukaryota; Metazoa; Chordata; Mammalia; Chiroptera; Vespertilionidae. The record is from RefSeq and is a predicted model, not a curated record. Bases 311 to 2266 code for a protein of 651 amino acids. Gene Ontology annotation, cellular component: plasma membrane. Gene Ontology annotation, biological process: homophilic cell-cell adhesion.
UAUAAAUUGGAAUGAAUAGCAAAUACUAUUUGUAAUAGUAAGUAAGGACGCCUGGUGGCGCUGCAGGCUAAGAGUUCGAAUGAAGAGCUUUGUGGACCCGGGACGCCAUUAAGCUCGGAAAUCAGAACGUUGACUGCUUCCUAAAAGAAGGCAGCAUUUCAGUUAAGAUCUAGGGGAAGAGAUCUUCAGAGAGGGCAUCGUUCUAGUGCGACUCAGCCAGAAAGAUCUAAUUCGAGGUUAUUUAACGAAGCCCUCUGGAUUGACUGUACCGGGUUGAAGAAACUGCACCUUCUUGAACUGGGUCUGAACAAUGGAGACCACGCUGGCAGAAACGCCACAGAAAAGGCAAGUUGUCUUUCUUGUUAUAUUGUUGUUUUUGUGGGAGGCUGGCUCGGAAGCAAUUAGGUACUCCAUGCCAGAAGAGACGGAAAGUGGCUCCUUUGUGGGCAACCUGGCAAAAGACCUGGGGCUCAGGGUGGGGGAACUGGCCACUCGGGGCGCGCGAAUCCAUUACAGAGGAAACAAACAGCCCUUUCAGCUAGAUAUAAAGACAGGGAAUUUGCUUCUACACGAAAAACUAGACCGGGAGGUGCUGUGCGGGGCUACAGAUCCCUGUAUACUGCAAUUCCAACUGUUACUGGAAAAGCCGGUGCAGUUUUUUCAAGCUGAUCUGCAGCUCACGGAUAUAAAUGACCAUUCCCCGGAGUUCCUAGACAGGGAAAUGCUCCUAAAAAUCCCAGAGAGCGUCCAGCCAGGGACUGUGUUUCCUUUGAAAACAGCUCAGGACUUUGACAUAGGUAGCAACACUGUUCAGAACUACUCAAUCAGCCCCAACCCCCAUUUUCAUGUUGUCACUCAUAAUCGCGGAGAUGGCAGAAAAUACCCCGAGCUGGUGCUAGACAAAGCGCUGGACCGGGAGGAGCAGCCCGAGCUCAGUUUAACCCUCACCGCGCUGGAUGGUGGGGCUCCGCCCAGGUCAGGGACCACUGCCCUCCGCAUCGAAGUCCUGGACAUCAAUGACAACGCCCCCGAGUUUCUACAGUCUGUGUAUGAGGCACAGGUCCUGGAAAACAGCCCCAUAAACUCCUUAGUUGUUACUGUCGCCGCCCGUGAUUCAGAUGCCGGAACGUAUGGGAAUGUAGCUUACACUCUUUUUCAAGGCGAUGAAGUUACUCAACCAUUUGUAAUAGAUGAAAUAACAGGAGAAAUUCGUCUGAAAAGGGCAUUGGAUUUCGAGACAACUCAAUAUUAUAACGUGGAAAUUGCAGCCACAGACGGUGGAGGCCUUUCAGGGAAAUGCUCUGUAGCUAUCCAGGUGCUGGAUGUGAAUGACAACGCCCCGGAACUGACGCUGUCGAAAGUCGCCAGCUCGACCCCAGAAAACUCCCCGGAGACUGUAGUUGCUGUUUUCAGUGUUUCUGAUCCAGAUUCCGGGGACAAUGGCAGGAUGGUUUGUUCCAUCCAGGACGAUAUUCCUUUUCUCUUGAAACCCACAUUCAAGAACUUUUACACCCUCGUGACGGAGAGGCCACUGGACAGGGAGAGCAGAGCCGAGUAUAACGUCACCAUCACCGUCACCGACAUGGGGACCCCCAGGCUGAAAACCCAGCACAACAUCACCCUGCUGGUCUCCGACGUCAACGACAACGCCCCCGCCUUCACCCAAACCUCCUACACCCUGUUCCUCCGCGAGAACAACAGCCCCGCCCUGCACAUCGGCAGCGUCAGCGCCACAGACAGAGACGCGGGCGCCAACGCCCAGCUCACCUACUCGCUGCUGCCGCCCCACGACCCGCAGCUGCCCCUGGCCUCGCUGGUGUCCAUCAACGCGGACAACGGCCACCUGUUCGCCCUGAGGGCGCUGGACUUCGAGGCGCUGCAGGCGUUCGAGUUCCGCGUGGGCGCGGCCGACCAGGCGCAGGCCGACCCGCUGACCGUGUACCUGGUCAUCGCGUUGGCGUCGGUGUCGUCGCUGUUCCUGUUCUCGGUGCUGGCGUUCAUCGCGGUGCGGCUGUGCAGGCGGAGCAGGGCCGCCUGGGUGGGUGGCUGCUCGGUGCCUGAGGGCCACUUUCCGGGCCACCUGGUGGACGUCAGCGGCACAGGAACCCUGUCCCAGAGCUACCAGUAUGAGGUGUGUCUGACGGGAGGCUCUGGAUCAAAUGAGUUCAAAUUCUUGAAGCCAAUUAUUCCCAACCUUCCGCCCCAAGGCGCUAUCAAAGAAACAGAGGGAAACACGACCUUCCGAAACAACCUCGGAUUCAAUUAGGAAUCUCAUCAUGAUGCAGUGUCUUUUGUAACAUCUUUAAUUUCUCCAGAUACAGAGUUUGAGAGCGUCAUGGACAAAAAUCCCACCUUGGAGUAUAGCCUGAAUUUCCCUUUUGUAACAUGUUUGUCCAUUGGACUUUAUUUUGUCCAAUUUUGGAAAACUCAAAUCUAGACCCUUGCAUUUGCAUAAUGCCAUUUCAAAUCCCCACCCCACAUGCUGGUGAUUUUCUUGUAAUGUUUGUUCCUCUUCCUGGCAUUUGUUGCGAUUAACUGUCUUAAUAAAAUGAAAUAUUAAUUGUA